Camelus dromedarius (Arabian camel) is the source of this 2223-nucleotide messenger RNA. It is a transcript of the gene SLC39A4, whose product is annotated as solute carrier family 39 member 4. Lineage: Eukaryota; Metazoa; Chordata; Mammalia; Artiodactyla; Camelidae. Gene Ontology annotation, cellular component: plasma membrane. Gene Ontology annotation, biological process: intracellular monoatomic cation homeostasis; zinc ion import across plasma membrane. The record is from RefSeq and is a predicted model, not a curated record. Gene Ontology annotation, molecular function: monoatomic cation:bicarbonate symporter activity; zinc ion transmembrane transporter activity. The transcript has 12 exons. The coding region runs from base 64 to 2028 and encodes 654 amino acids.
CCGGCACCUGGCAGCCCUGGUGCACACAGCCACCCCAAAGCAGGAGGACUCAGGGGCUGCAGCAUGGCUGUCUGGGCCCGGCUGGAGCUGGGGCUGCUGCUGGCAGUGCUGGUGGUGUCCGUGACGGCAGUCCAGCCCGCCCGUCUGCUGACCUUGCUGUCCUCAGGCCAGGGUGCUCUGGACCGUGUGGCACUGGGCAGCCUGUUAAAUACACUGGCGGCCCGUGUGCACUGCACCGACGGGCCGUGUGGAAAGUGCCUAUCUGUGGAUGAUGCCCUGGCUCUGGGCAGCCCUGAGAAGUCAGGGGCCCCCUCAGGUCCAGUCCUGGAACCCAGGCACAUCCCCCGCCUCAGUGCCGCCGCAGCCCUCUACCUCAGCAGCCCAGAGGCCACAUGUACUGAUGUCCGGGCUGGCCUCUGGGCCUCCCGCGCUGACCGUCUCCUGGCCCUGCUCGAGGGCCCUGAGGCCUUGACCCCAGGCCUGACCAGGCUGCUGCAGAGGAUUCAGGCCCCGGCUCAGGCUGCUGGCCAGUCCACUUCAGAGGCCUGUGUGGACCUGCCUCAGCUGCUGGCAGAGGCGGCAGGGGCAGGGGCGCCCGGCAGCCCCGGCCCAGUGCUGGCUGCCCUGCUGGACCAUGUCAGGAACGGGGCCUGCUUCCGGGCCCUGCCGACCCCCCAGUACUUCGUGGACUUCGUGUUCCGGCAGCAUGACAGCGAGACCCCCAACAUCACACUGGCUGAGCUGGCGGCCUUGAUGCAGCGCCUGGGGGUGGGUGGAGUGACUGAGACCCAUGAUGACCACAGUGACCACAGUCAUCUGGGAGAGGAGGCUGAGCACAAGGGCCCUGUGGCCCCUUCCACCCCCAACAGCAGCUCCAGUGUGUGGGACACAUUAUGCCUGAGUGCUGGAGAUGUGAUGGCUGUGUAUGGGCUGUCGGAGCAGGAUGGGGUGACCCCGGAGGCCUGGGCCCAACUGAGCCCUGCCCUGCUCCAGCAGCAACUGAGUGGGGCCUGCAGCCCCCAGUCAGGGCACCCCACCCAGGACCAGCUCAGCCAGGUGGAAAGGUACCUGUAUGGCUCACUGGCUACACUGCUCAUCUGCCUCUGCUCCGGUUUCGGGCUCUUGCUCCUCACCUGUGCCAGCUGCAGCACUGCCACCCACUACAUCAUCCAGACCUUCCUGAGCAUGGCUGUAGGCGCGCUCACAGGCGAUGCCCUUCUGCACUUGAUGCCUAAGGUGCUGGGGCUGCACUCGCAUGAUGGGGAGGGCCUCAGCCAGCAGCCUACCUGGCGCCUCCUGGCUGUGCUGGGUGGCCUCUAUGCCUUCUUCCUGUUCGAGAGCCUCUUCAACCUCUUGUUACCCCUGGACCCUGAGGACCCGAAGGACAGGCCCUGCAGCCAUGGCCACAGCCACGGCGGCCACAGCCACGGUGUGUCCCUGCAGCUAGCGCCCAGUGAGCUCCGGCCGCCCAAGCAGCCCCACGAGGGCUCGCGUGCAGACUUGGUGGAGGAGGAGAGCCCAGAGCUGCUGAGCCCAGAGCCCAGGAAACUGCGCCCUGAGCUGAGACUGCUGCCCUAUGUGAUCACGCUGGGCGACGCCGUGCACAACUUCGCGGAUGGUCUGGCCGUGGGCGCCGCUUUCCUGUCCUCCUGGAAGACGGGGCUGGCCACCUCGCUGGCCGUGUUCUGCCACGAGGUGCCCCACGAGCUGGGGGACUUCGCGGCCCUGCUGCACGCCGGGCUUUCGGUACGCCGGGCACUGCUGCUAAACUUGGCUUCGGGGCUCACGGCCUUCCUCGGCCUCUACGUGGCGCUCGCGGUCCGCGUCGGCGAGGACAGCGAGACCUGGAUCCUGGCGGUAGCCACCGGUCUCUUCCUCUACGUGGCGCUCUGCGACAUGCUCCCGGCCAUGCUGAACGUGCGAGACCAGCGACCCUGGCUCCUCUUCCUGCUGCACAACGUGGGCCUGCUGGGCGGCUGGACCGUCCUGCUGCUGCUCUCUCUGUAUGAGGAUAACAUCACCCUCUGAUACCUCUGCCCCGCUUUUGGCCCUUGACUCUGGCCCCUGGCCCUGGAUUAUCUCAGACUCUUAGAAGUGGCAGCCACACCCAACGUGUAGCCACGCCUGUGGCCAGCCAGGUACCCCGAUAACCCCAAGCCUUUGAGAGUCUCCCUCCCCCAGGCCACAGUGCCCAGCUUCAAUAAAGACAUUCUUGUCCUUGGA